Messenger RNA from Ictidomys tridecemlineatus (thirteen-lined ground squirrel), 1672 nucleotides. RefSeq names its product homeobox D8 (gene Hoxd8). Gene Ontology annotation, molecular function: DNA-binding transcription factor activity, RNA polymerase II-specific; RNA polymerase II transcription regulatory region sequence-specific DNA binding. The record is from RefSeq and is a predicted model, not a curated record. NCBI's taxonomy places the organism in Eukaryota, Metazoa, Chordata, Mammalia, Rodentia, Sciuridae. Gene Ontology annotation, biological process: regulation of transcription by RNA polymerase II. Gene Ontology annotation, cellular component: nucleus.
CCGCCUCCGCCGCCGCCUCCCCCCUGCGGCGGGAUUGCCUGUCACGGGGAGCCCGCGAAGUUUUACGGAUACGAUAACUUACAGAGACAGCCGAUUUUUACGACCCAGCAAGAGGCCGAGCUGGUACAAUAUCCUGACUGUAAAUCGUCCAGUGGUAAUAUUGGCGAGGACCCAGACCACUUAAAUCAGAGCUCGUCUCCUUCUCAAAUGUUUCCCUGGAUGAGACCACAAGCAGCUCCUGGUAGACGAAGAGGAAGACAAACCUACAGUCGCUUCCAAACCCUAGAGCUGGAAAAGGAAUUCCUUUUUAACCCUUAUCUGACCAGGAAGAGAAGAAUUGAGGUUUCCCACGCCCUAGCCCUCACUGAGAGACAGGUAAAAAUCUGGUUUCAGAAUAGGAGAAUGAAAUGGAAAAAGGAGAACAACAAGGACAAAUUUCCCGUUUCCCGGCAGGAGGUGAAGGACGGGGAAACUAAAAAGGAAGUCCAAGAGCUGGAGGAAGACAGAGCUGAAGGCCCGACAAAUUAACUUCUACCUUUAAAAUUUUACCACAGACUAUUAAAACUAAUGGUCAACAUAUGCUGGUGGACACCACCUAUUUUCUUUUUUUGGAAAGGACCUUACCUGUGUUUCAAGCUACCUUCAUGUCACUGCUCUUGAGGUUUCUGCGCUUUGAGAGGGAUUUGGGUGUUUAAAUAAAUUUUCUAGUAUUGCAUAGAAGCAAUACCUGGGCUGUCCUAUGAAAGGGUAAUUUGAUACUGACCUUGUAGCUAUAUUUUUAUAAUGGUAGUUUCUAAUGUCUGAACUGGUGAUUUGCCUCAACAACGUAAACUUCCUAAUUAUUAGCACAAAUAAUUGAAUAUGAAAUGCUAUAUUAAUCAAACAAGUGCACUUGAACAACUUAAAUCUUUUCUUUAUGGUGAGUAAAUUAAGUAUUAAUUUUUUAAAAAUUAUGCCUGAAGAAUUUUUACUUUAUAUUAUUUGAUUAAAAUGUAUUAUUUAUGUUUUUCUUUAUGCUUUUAUAAUGAAUGGUUCAGGUGCCUUUUGUUUACUUCUAAAGUAGUUAAAGGUUUCUCUGAGUAUUUUGUUGAUGUAAUAUAUCAGGGAAAAGUCUGGGCCAAAUAUUUGAAAAGCACAUGUUAGCUAAAGAGUAUAAUUGUAGUCCAGGCUCUGGCAGCUUCCUUGAACUUCGGGAAAAUGUUGGGCCAGUGACAAAAGUUUCAGGACGUCACAAUUGACAUUUAAUCAUUUUUCUAUAGUCCAUACAAAUUAUGGCAAUUAAAUAAUCUAGAGUGAAUUAAUACUUGAAAAACCAUUUAUAACAUUUUCACUCAUUAACCUUUCACUCUGGCAAGUCGCCUUGCUUUCAUUUUGAACCUCACUUGUAAUCGCCUGAAAUUGCUUGGUCUCUACACUAGGGCCACCACUGUGAUUCUGUUUGAGUAUGUGCCAUAUUUAUUUGUAUUUCCUUCGCUCUGUUCGCAUGCUCCUUUUAAGCCAAUUUGCUAUGGGUAUCUCAGAUGACGGUUGGUAUGGUCCUCUGCUGUUCUUCAGGAGAACUAUGGCCUCACAUAUUUGAAACAAACCCUGAGAGCAAAUGCAGAAAACUCGAGUGUAAACAACGUCUCCAGAACAUAGCUAGCUCCUUAAUAAAGAAAUGAAUCUUUCUAGA